AUCUCCAACUAUAUAAUGACCCAGUGGAAGCUAGCUACUAGAAAGGGUACUAGUUAUUCAUACAGAAUCAUAUGUGGAAGGGUCUUGCUACUCUCUCACGGUUCUUUACCAUGGCUCCAGUGAUUCUGUUUCUUCUUUCCUCUUUGUUUGCUCAGUCACUAUUUUUGAAAGUUGAACCAGAAAAACCGCACAACUCCCACAUCACUGUAAUGGGGAUUGUUUACUGUGAUAUCUGCUCCAACAACACAUUCUCCAGAAACAGCUACUUCUUACCAGGUGUAGAAGUUAAUAUAGAGUGCAAAUUCCAAGCAAUUUCACCAAGAACCACAGAACAGAUAUCAUUCUCAGUCACAAGAACCACAGACAAGUUUGGUGUUUACAAGUUGGAAAUACCAUCAGUUGAAGGAAUUGAAUGUGCAAGCGAUUCAGCAAUAGAGUCUUCCUGCCAAGCAAGCUUGAUGUGGAGUUCAUCUUCUUCAUGCAAUGUUCCUGGUCACAAAACCACAACUGAUGAAAUUGCAAUUAAAUCAAAACAAGCCAACGUCUGUAUUUACAGCCUCAAUGCAUUGAAUUACAGGCCAUCAGAAAGAGAUACGGCCUUAUGUGGAAAUUAGAGAGAGGACUUUCUCAAGCUCAAACCCUCCUCUGCCUCCCUUCCCUAGUUACAGACUUUUCCCACCAUGCUUGCUUAAAUUCAUUUCCUUCAAAACGCUUUCCACCAGACCACCUCUUAUUACAUUACCCUUCCCUUCUUUUCCAUAUUCCCCUCAAUCUCAACUCCAAACCAUCAUGCUUGUGAUCAUCAUUAUGCCUCUUACUAUAUAUAGCCUCGUCAUGGUCCUAGAAAUCCAGAGCCUUGGAUAUCCUUUACAUAUAUAUAUAUAUCCCUUCAUCCACUCCAUUUAUGUACCAUAAAAGCUGGGGAUUAGUGAUAUUUCUUUUCAAUUUCAUUUACAGCAUUAAGCAAGCACCGUUCACCUAACCCCAUCCCUUCCUUCCACUUCAACUACAAAAGUGGGAUUAGUGAGAUCAGUUCAGUUUCUUUACUGCAGUGCUUGUAUAAUUACAUGAGCUAUACUACUUAUGCUGUCAGAAAAUGUUAAGCCUGCAUAGUGUGGAGUGAAGAAUUUGUAAGUUUGUCUCUGUGGAGAAUAUGUAAGGUUUGUAUGUUCAAGCAAACUUGAUAUUUACUUCUUUUUUUAAUGA
Molecule: messenger RNA, 1206 nt
Organism: Vitis riparia (riverbank grape)
Lineage: Eukaryota; Viridiplantae; Streptophyta; Magnoliopsida; Vitales; Vitaceae
Product: pollen-specific protein-like At4g18596
Exons: 2
Coding region: 72-614 (180 amino acids)
Source: RefSeq, a predicted model, not a curated record